UGGGUAGUUGGACAGUGGGAAGACUGCGACGUGACGUGCGGCGGAGGAUGGCAAAUCCGGGAGAUCUACUGCGCUAAACACAAGAAAGCGAACGGCGAGAGUGUCGAGUCUCACAAAUUGGAUGAAACCUAUUGCUGGAAUCAAAGGAAGCCGGUCGUAAGGAGAGCGUGCAACACUCAGCGAUGUCCGAAUUGGGAGGUCGGCGAGUGGUCACAGUGUUCCGCCACCUGUGGCAGCGGUUCGCAGUUCCGGCGAGUAGUCUGCCGCCAGGACAGAAUCACCGAUUUCAGCGCCGCGGCGUGCGACCCCCGUACAAUGCCGUCAGAGGAACAGAAAUGCUUCACCGGCAUUACUUGUGACGAUGAGGCGAAACGACAAGGCAACUUGGCUGCUGAGAACUUUGUAUUCGGAGCAGAUAAAAUGGUGUUCAAACUUUCUCCUAUAUGUCAAAGUCAAGGAAGCUGGCUGGCCGGGCAGUGGAAGGAUUGCAGCACGAGUUGCGGUGCAGGCGUUCGCAGCAGAGAAAUCCAUUGCGUUGCGUUUCAACCCAUAACGCAGAACGUCGUCAUCUUGCCUGACUACGAAUGCGAAGCGAAGGUAAAACCGCGAGACUUUCAACCCUGCGAGCUAAAGCCGUGCCUUUACGACCCUAAAACGGCCACCAUGAGCCAGGCGGACAAUGGUGCGCGGUCGUACAACGACUACCGCUGGGACUUCGGAGAAUGGAGUCAAUGUUCCGCUUCGUGUCUUGGAGGUUUGCAUAGGAUACAAACGCUCUGUCUUUGUUGUGAAAUAAAUGUCUGCGUUAUUUCAGGGCGAAAAACGGCCAAUUUGAAAUGCAUUCAGGUGUCCACAAGCAGGGAAGUAGCCUGGUCGAACUGCAAUGCGAAACAGAGACCAGCCAACAUGACCAGAGAGUGCAACAAUGUCCCUUGUCCGCCAAAGUGGGAGAUCGGAGGAUGGUCAGAAUGUAGUCACACUUGCGGAGGUGGGGUCAGAACGCGCCAGACCAGAUGCAUUCGUGAAAUAAACAGAACUCCAAACAUCGCAAACGUGCUGAUUUUGUCGGACAGCCAGUGCCCGUCGCCAAAGCCUAUUGAGCAGCAGUGUUCCGUUACUUGUGGCGCUGGAGAACAAAGUCGAGAGAUCGCGUGUGAGCAGGUGCUGAUAGCAGAAGUAAAGCGGUACAACCCGCCGACGCCCUGCGCAGGGUUGCAGAAGCCGCCGUUUAUCCAGCUGUGCAGCAUGCAAGCUACCUGUCAGCCAGAGAACGAUCUGAGAGAGAGCAUAGUGCCGAAAAAGCUUACUUCCAAAAGCAAGCCACGAAGCUUGACGUUGAGGGUUGGUGGAAAAGCGACACUCUACGAGGGUACAAACCUGAAAAUCAAAUGUCCAGUUGGCGUCAAACAAAAGUCCAAAAUAUUAUGGAAGCUGAACGAUAUGCCAAUCAAUUUUACAAGUAAGAGCAGGUUAGAAAAUGCUGGUUACGACAGGCUGCUUUGUAAUGUCGUUUGCAAUUGGCUGACUUAUCGAAUAUGGGUGACAAAAAAUCAAGCACUGCGUUUGGUGCGGGCGAAGUUCGCAGAUGCUGGCGUAUACAGCUGCGAACACCUGAAGGCUAUUCCGCUGUUGGAAGGCACCUUGAUGCAGCAUUCGCUACCCUCAGCAACAACUGAGGUAAACGAAAGUCCAAACGAGGUAACCCAUGAAGACAAAACCGCCGUCACGCUGUCGUUCGUCGGCCUGGGAGAAGAGCAGUCGAACCAGAUCAUUGACAGAAGCGACCAGGAAGCUGCUGCUGGUCAGCAGUUCGACUACUCGACACCACGCACCGUCGAAGAGGACUCACCAACAAUCGUUCAACAGCCCCAGAAGCUGGCCGGUGGUCAGACGGUGGAUUUUCGACAAGUCCAGUGUAGCAUCACGAUCAAUGGCUAUGUCAACUAUGUUAACGACGCGAUUUGCAUUCGAGCUGGAUUUACAAAACCUCAUGACACGCAAUUUUGCGGUCUGCAGCCAUGUCCCGAAUGGUCAACAGGCAACUGGAGCACAUGCGAGAGUGGUCGAUGCAUUAGGUUCUCGACAGCCGUUCAGCGACGUCAAGUUUAUUGUCAGUAUUCGAACGGCACGCGUGCCAAUGAUAGUUCAUGCAACCGAACCGCGAAGCCACGCAUGAAGAAAGAAUGCUUAAAUAGAAGUUGUGUGGCUGAAUGGCGUCCUGGGCCUUGGACAAUGUGUUCGGCAACUUGUGGCGAGGGCGGCCUGCAAAUGCGGACAGUGUCAUGCGUAUGGCACGGAACGCACAAGCCAGCUGGUACCGGAUGCGAAAACGGUACCGCUCGACCAGCGGUGAGUCGUCCCUGUGAAAACCAGCCGGCCUGUUCGCCUUCAACAUUUACUGAUCAGUCGACACCUCUUUUGAAAGGUUUGCGAAAUUGGCGCGGUUGGAAACUGUAUGGCUUGGAUCCCUUAGGCCUGUGACC
Soboliphyme baturini is the source of this 2483-nucleotide messenger RNA. NCBI's taxonomy places the organism in Eukaryota, Metazoa, Nematoda, Enoplea, Dioctophymatida, Soboliphymatidae. The record is from the annotation of a GenBank genome assembly.